Messenger RNA from Prorocentrum cordatum, 228 nucleotides. The record is from the annotation of a GenBank genome assembly. NCBI's taxonomy places the organism in Eukaryota, Dinophyceae, Prorocentrales, Prorocentraceae.
GACAAGCCGGACCCCGCGGCGUGCUGCUUGUGCUGGGCGCUGGGCGCGCGGGAGCACACGGGGGUCAGCCUAGAGGCGGACCGGCUGCUCGCCUUCCACUCCGAGGUUGGCAGAAUAGCCAGGCAGUUCUGCCUCACGCUGCUCGAAGACGAUGCCACCAGCGGCAUGAUCUUGGGGAGCGGAGAGAGCUACCCCGAGAUGAGUGCCGCCGACACCGUCGUGCGUAUG